AUGGCAGACUCCAUACUGGAAAAGUGGGACAAACUCAAACUCACUGAUGCUGAACAAGCGGAGGUGCUGAUCGACCUGUCCGCUGAUGGCAUAGCCUUUAGACGAGGCACUCUUUGCCUGCUAGGGCUUGUUGUGGCAGACAAGGUGGUCAAUAAGGAAGCUUUCAAAGCAACCAUGGUCCAAAUUUGGAAGAUACGAGGUGGAGUUCAGUUUAAAGGAGUGGGCACCAAUCUGUUCCUGAUCGAGUUCCAAAACUCAAGUGACAUAGCUAAGGUUAAGCUAGGAAGACCUUGGCAGUUUGACCGUAAUUUAAUCUGUCUUGAGGACUAUAAUGGCUUGAUUGCACCAGGGGAGAUGGUUUUUGACAAAGAACCGAUGUGGGUGCAGAUGCAUAACAUCCCCUUAGGUGGCAUGACCAGGAGGGUGGGAAGAAACAUUGGAGAGCUAGUAGGCGAAGUGCUGGAAGUGGAUGUUGAUAAAGAAGGAGUUGGCUGGGGACCCUAUUUACGAGUUAACAUUUCUGUUAAUAUUACAAAACCCCUGAUGAGGGGGGUAGUGAGUUCCUUUAAUGGUAACCGAGUAUGGAUCCCUUUUAAGUAUGAAAGGUUGCCCUUCUUCUGUUUUAGCUGUGGUAUCAUCAAGCAUGGAGCAGCAGGGUGCGAGAAGAUGACUCAAAUGAGAUCCAUGCAUGGGAAUGAGGAGUUCCAGUAUGGGGCAUGGCUACGAGCUUCUUAUCAGAAGCAUCCCAACAGGGAUGUGCCGGGUGGACUCGCCGGAGAGGGAGGCAAUCCGGUAAGCAAUGCUGGGCGUAAGGGUGAUGAUGAAGACGUGGCCUAG
Molecule: messenger RNA, 837 nt
Organism: Carya illinoinensis
Lineage: Eukaryota; Viridiplantae; Streptophyta; Magnoliopsida; Fagales; Juglandaceae
Exons: 1
Coding region: 1-837 (278 amino acids)
Source: RefSeq, a predicted model, not a curated record